AUGUUCGCUCCAUACUUAAUAACACAAGAAUACGAAGAUUAUAAGUUGGGAAGUGAUAUUCUUGAUAACCUUGAUGUGAUAUCGGAUACCGAAACAGAGGAAUACAAACGAAUACUGAAGGAAACGGGAUACACAGCUCUUUGUAAAAAGUUAGAAGAGCCCAUCAAUGGAUGGGAAAAGGUCCAAAUAAAUAUUGCUGUAACAGGAGAACCUGGUACAGGGAAGUCGUCCUUUAUCAACUCUAUCAGAGGGCUGGAAGCUGAUGAUCCUGGUGCAGCUGAAGUAUCCUUGUUCGAAACUACUAUGAAUCUGAGCGGUUACCCACACCCUGACAAUCCAAAUCUUCGCAUUUGGGAUUUGCCUUAUGUAGGUGAAUUAACCUUCACGCGGGAUAACUACUUGCAGAAAGCAGCAUUAAAUUGUGAGGAUGGGUUUGCCAACUUUUAUACAAGGUUUGGAAUAAUUGAACCAAAAAUUUGGCAUUCACUGCCACUUAUUGGAAACAUGUUAAAGGUCAAAGCUCACCAGAAAGAAGGCGCUUUUAUUCUGAAAGAAUUCCUUGACAUGUGUGCGAAAGAAACACAUGACCUUCAGAUGUACAUGGCCAAGGCUUUAGAGGGAUCCGAAUUUUAG
Mya arenaria is the source of this 633-nucleotide messenger RNA. RefSeq names its product T-cell-specific guanine nucleotide triphosphate-binding protein 2-like. The record is from RefSeq and is a predicted model, not a curated record. The transcript has 4 exons. Gene Ontology annotation, molecular function: GTPase activity; GTP binding. Gene Ontology annotation, cellular component: membrane. The coding region runs from base 1 to 633 and encodes 210 amino acids. NCBI's taxonomy places the organism in Eukaryota, Metazoa, Mollusca, Bivalvia, Myida, Myidae.